Molecule: messenger RNA, 1831 nt
Organism: Chlorocebus sabaeus (green monkey)
Lineage: Eukaryota; Metazoa; Chordata; Mammalia; Primates; Cercopithecidae
Gene: PCCB
Product: propionyl-CoA carboxylase subunit beta
Cellular component (GO): mitochondrion
Molecular function (GO): propionyl-CoA carboxylase activity
Source: RefSeq, a predicted model, not a curated record
UUAACCACGCUUUACGCACAUGCGUACUCAGGUGCGCCGAUAGGGGACGCGCCCGCACAGCAAAAAUGGCAGCGGCAUUACGGGUGGCGGCGGCUGGGGCAAGGCUCAGCGUUCUGGCAAGCGGUCUCCGCGCCGCGAUCCGCGGCCUUUCCAGCCAGGCCACCUCUGUUAACGAACGCAUCGAGAACAAGCGCCGGACCGCGCUGCUGGGAGGAGGCCAACGCCGUAUUGACGCGCAGCACAAGCGAGGAAAGCUAACAGCCAGGGAGAGGAUCAGUCUCUUGCUGGACCCUGGCAGCUUUGUUGAGAGCGACAUGUUUGUGGAACACAGAUGUGCAGAUUUUGGAAUGGCUGCUGAUAAGAAUAAGUUUCCUGGAGACAGCGUGGUCACUGGACGGGGCCGAAUCAAUGGAAGAUUGGUUUAUGUCUUCAGUCAGGAUUUUACAGUUUUUGGAGGCAGUCUGUCAGGAGCACAUGCCCAGAAGAUCUGCAAAAUCAUGGACCAGGCCAUAACAGUGGGGGCUCCAGUGAUUGGGCUGAAUGACUCUGGGGGAGCACGGAUCCAAGAGGGAGUGGAGUCUUUGGCUGGCUAUGCAGACAUCUUUCUGAGGAAUGUUACGGCAUCCGGAGUCAUCCCUCAGAUUUCUCUGAUCAUGGGCCCAUGUGCUGGUGGGGCUGUCUACUCCCCAGCCCUAACAGACUUCACGUUCAUGGUAAAGGACACCUCCUACCUGUUCAUCACUGGCCCUGAUGUUGUGAAGUCUGUCACCAAUGAGGAUGUUACCCAGGAGGAGCUCGGUGGUGCCAAGACCCACACCACCAUGUCAGGUGUGGCCCACAGAGCUUUUGAAAAUGAUGUUGAUGCCUUGUGUAAUCUCCGGGAUUUCUUCAACUACCUGCCCCUGAGCAAUCAGGACUCAGCUCCUGUCCGUGAGUGCCAUGAUCCCAGUGACCGUCUGGUUCCUGAGCUCGACACAAUUGUCCCUUUGGAAUCAACCAAAGCCUACAACAUGGUGGACAUCAUACACUCUGUUGUUGAUGAGCGUGAAUUUUUUGAGAUCAUGCCCAAUUAUGCCAAAAACAUCAUUGUUGGUUUUGCAAGAAUGAACGGGAGGACUGUUGGAAUUGUUGGCAACCAACCCAAGGUGGCCUCAGGAUGCUUGGAUAUUAAUUCAUCUGUGAAAGGGGCUCGUUUUGUCAGAUUCUGUGAUGCAUUCAAUAUUCCACUCAUCACUUUUGUUGAUGUCCCUGGCUUUCUACCUGGCACAGCACAGGAAUACGGGGGCAUCAUCCGGCAUGGUGCCAAGCUUCUCUACGCAUUUGCUGAGGCAACUGUACCCAAAGUCACGGUCAUCACGAGGAAGGCCUAUGGAGGUGCCUAUGAUGUCAUGAGCUCUAAGCACCUUUGUGGUGAUACCAACUAUGCCUGGCCCACCGCAGAGAUUGCAGUCAUGGGAGCAAAGGGUGCUGUGGAGAUCAUCUUCAAAGGGCAUGAGAAUGUGGAAGCUGCUCAGGCAGAGUACAUCGAGAAGUUUGCCAACCCUUUCCCUGCGGCAGUGAGAGGGUUUGUGGAUGACAUCAUCCAACCUUCUUCCACACGUGCCCGAAUCUGCUGUGACCUGGAUGUGUUGGCCAGCAAGAAGGUACAACGUCCUUGGAGAAAACAUGCAAAUAUUCCAUUGUAAACAAUUCAAAGGAAAAGAAACCAAGAACUGAAUUAUUGUCUGCCCAAUCACAUCCCAUUCCUGCCUUUUGAAAUCAUGAAACAUGGGAAUUCAAAUACUUGGAUAACUUAGAAUAACAAAGUUUAUUAAAUUCUAGAAAGAUCUCU